Trichoderma harzianum CBS 226.95 is the source of this 462-nucleotide messenger RNA. RefSeq lists its product as hypothetical. Lineage: Eukaryota; Fungi; Ascomycota; Sordariomycetes; Hypocreales; Hypocreaceae. The transcript has 3 exons. The record is from RefSeq and is a predicted model, not a curated record. Bases 1 to 462 code for a protein of 153 amino acids.
AUGGCGAAGUCAACCUGGCGGCGUCCAAGAGCUAUGGCCACGGUCCAGAUUGUUGCAUCUCUUUUUCUCACCCAGCCCUACAGCCCGAAAUCAAGUACCGACCGACACUCUGGGUCAGGCAGACAGAUGAACCGGUGUGAGCCUGACAAAGCAACAGGGCACCGCGAUGCGUUGUCGACCGGCGACGGGCUGCAACUGCAACAGCAGGGUCUCUGGCUGAAGCAGAUGGGCUGCAGCAGCGCCAAUGAGCUGUUUCUCAAAUCGUACGACGGGGGGAGCCUCCUCGUCGAUCAAAUCUGCAUUCUCGACGAGGGGGGUCUGGGCUGGGACUCCGUCAAGGAGCAUGAUUGCGUCUGCGGCGUCUGCAGGAGAGAGAAGCAUGGAGCAUUGAAGCAUCUGCCACCCCCCUUUGAGGGCGUGGGAAGAGCGGCACCUCACGUGAUCGGCCCUGGGAAGACGUGA